Molecule: messenger RNA, 2428 nt
Organism: Onychostoma macrolepis
Lineage: Eukaryota; Metazoa; Chordata; Actinopteri; Cypriniformes; Cyprinidae
Gene: gen1
Product: flap endonuclease GEN homolog 1
Exons: 14
Coding region: 180-2366 (728 amino acids)
Molecular function (GO): 5'-flap endonuclease activity; four-way junction DNA binding
Source: RefSeq, a predicted model, not a curated record
CGCUGAUGUGAUUCUCGACGCGCGAGACCUCCGACAGGCGCGAGAUCAGACAUUCAAACCGAGGCUUUCCUCAACAAAAACAUUCGCAAAAAACAGCUGAAAUAUACAAACUUCACCCUUUUAUCCGCCAAGAUACAUAUAACAGAUUGUGUGUGUGUGAAGUGUGUGUUCCGGAGGUGAUGGGUGUUUCUGAGCUCUGGUCCAUCCUGGAUCCGGUCCGGCAGUCUGUGCCGCUCUACAGUCUGUCAGGAAAGACCCUCGCCGUGGACCUCAGCCUGUGGGUCUGCGAGGCCCAGCACGUGCAGGGCAUGAUGGGAAGAGUCACCAAACCGCAUCUCAGGAACCUGUUUUUCCGUGUGUCCUCGCUCACGCUGAUGGGUGUGAAGCUGGUGUUUGUGAUGGAGGGAGACGCGCCGAGCAUCAAAGCCGAGACCAUGAGCAAACGCAGCGAGAUGAGAUACGGAGCCAAGGCUAAACCUGCAGCGGCUAAAAACACCAGCAGAGGCCGAUUCAAGGCCGUCCUGAGAGAGUGCGCCGAGCUGCUGGACUGUCUGGGAGUGCCGUGGGUGACGGCGGCCGGCGAAGCGGAGGCUAUGUGCGCAUAUCUGGACUCGCAGGGCGCGGUGGACGGGUGCAUCACUAACGACGGCGAUGCCUUCUUAUACGGCGCUCAGACCGUCUACAGGAACUUCAACAUGACUACAAAGGAUCCUCAGGUGGACUGCUAUCAGACGUCUCGUGUUCGGGACGAGCUCGGGCUCUCCAGAGACACUCUCGUGGGGCUGGCCGUUCUCCUGGGCUGCGACUACAUCCCCAAGGGCGUCGCCGGAGUCGGCAAAGAACAGACACUGAAGCUGAUUCAGAAUCUUAAAGGAAAAAGUCUUCUUCAAAAGUUCACUGAGUGGAACGUAGACAGAGCUGAAAGGUCAGAGGUCGCGGUGAAGAAGGUCACGCACUGUCUGGUCUGUCGACACCCUGGCUCGGCUAAAGCGCACGAGCGCAGCGGCUGUGUGUUCUGUGAGAGCGAGCGCUUCUGUUCGCCGCAGGACUACGAUUCCCAGUGUCCCUGCGAGUGGCACCGCACCGAACGCGCGCGCCAGGCGUCCUCCGUCGAAGCCAGCAUCAAAAAGAAGACACUGGCGUGUGAGCGGUUCCCCUUUACUGAGAUCAUCCGUGAGUUUCUGGUGUCGAAGGACAAGCCCACGCAGCCGCUCCGCCGGAGGAAACCCAGCCUGCUGCUGAUGCAGACGUUUGCUCUGGAGAAGAUGGACUGGCCCAAACACUACAGCAGCGAGAAGCUUCUGGUGCUGAUGACCUACACCGAACUCAUGAACCGCAGACACGGCCGAGACUCGCCGGCCCAGGUCCAGCCCAUCAGAAUAUAUAAAGCGCGUGUCAGGAACGGCGUCUCCUGCUUCGAGGUCAUCUGGAAGAAACCAGAUCACUAUGUGUUUGCGGCGGGUCGUGAGGAGACGGAGGUGAGGACGCUGGAGGAGGAGUCUCUGUUCAGCCUGGCGUUUCCCGAGAUCCUCCUGGACUUCCAGCAGCAGAGAGCCCACGCUCAGGAGAACCGAGCCAAGAAAAAGAAGCCGAAAGCAAGGAAAGAGAAGCCAGCCGACUCCCAUGAUGCCGUGUCGGAUCUCUUUUCUCAGAUGUCUCUGCAGACGGACCCUGGAUCUACCCAGAAUCCUCCGCAGCCCAAUUCCCCUCCGUCCCCUGAGAUCCAGCCGCCGCCUCCUUCCCAGAAUUCCCUGUCCGAGUCGGCUCUGAUUGGCCAGCUGCAUCUCAGCAGUAUAGACUGGGACUCUUCGUCGUUCACGGCCUCGCCGUCCCAGAAGCCUCAGAGCGACAAAACUGACCUGAGACCGGCGGAAAACACAACCUGUUCUCUUCAGGAGCGAAUAAUCAUAAAAAACACCCAGAAACAGCAGCCGAGGAGUCCUGGGUCUAACGAAGACGACUGCCGUUCGCUCCCAACUAAUGCUCGGAAGACAAAACCCACCGCCAAAACCAGCAGAAACCCUCUCAGACCUGCAGCCGGGCCUCUGAGGAGCGUCUCGGGUCACAGAAACCCUUCUGAGAUCUGCAGGAGCGUCAGUGAUGACAGCGACGCUGAGAACCGACCCAGAAACAGAGUCAAGGUCACGUCUAAACCUCCCAAACCCGGCCCGACGGAUCCGCUCCGGCCGCAGACAUCAGCCAGGAACCAGCAGACGAGUGAUGAAGCUGCUAAAACACCUCACGCUGCCGGCAGACCAGCCACACUCAUCCAGGUGCAUCAUGGGACGCUUGAGGACGAUUCGGACGCUUCGCUGGACAGUCCUCGACCGCUGGCUGAGAGACUCAAGAUGAGGUUUGGAAAGUGAGACUGUUUGUUUCAGAGAAUAAUGUUUGGAAUUAAAAUUUGCUAAUAAAUUUAUACACAAUU